This is a messenger RNA of Cryptomeria japonica (Japanese cedar), 656 nucleotides long. RefSeq names its product pectinesterase inhibitor 10. NCBI's taxonomy places the organism in Eukaryota, Viridiplantae, Streptophyta, Pinopsida, Cupressales, Cupressaceae. Gene Ontology annotation, molecular function: enzyme inhibitor activity. The transcript has a single exon. The record is from RefSeq and is a predicted model, not a curated record. Bases 2 to 586 code for a protein of 194 amino acids.
AAUGGCUUCCUAUUCCAGAUCUGUCUUUGUUCUUACGAUCUUCCUUGCUGGUGUAAUCAUGGCGGCAAAAGCUGGCAGGACAUCGCCUGCUCAGCCAUCUCACACCAUAGUAAAGGCGUGCAGCACUGCCCAAUACAAAGACUUCUGUAUUGGGUCCUUAUCCUCUGCUCCAGGGGCAUUAAAAGCAGACAUGAAACAGCUGGCUGUGAUAGCAGUAAAGUUGAGCCUCAAAGAAGCACAAGAUGUUUCUGGCUAUGUUGUAAAUAUGAAGAAAGCUGAUCAGAGUAGUUCUGGUGGCCUCAAGGACUGUGUGGAGCUUUUCAAAGACACAGUUUCUGAGCUCCAUGAUUCAUUAUCCAGAUUGAAGGGCAUAAAAAAGAAGAAAGGUUCUGAUGUAGAGGACGCUGUAUUUGAUGCUAGGGCUUGGCUGAGUGCGGCGGACACAAAUGUUGAUACCUGCUUUGAUGGCUUAUCUGCUCACCCAGAUAUCUCUCGCCACCUUCACACAAGAUCACUCUAUCUCUCUAAAUUGAUGAGCGAUGCGCUUGCUGUUACUCACAAGCUUGCUGAUAAAGACGACCCAUAAGAUAGUUAUUCUAUUGUGUUGCUUUGGAUAUGUAUGGUUUUGGUUUCAAGAAUAAAUGCCAAUGCUUUUG